GUCUUUUCGGUGAAAACGCCUUUCUCCUGGUCAGACCUCAGUUGAAUGCAUCACUAGCCGUGUCGUAUUGCUGUGCGCUUGGUUUGCUGUUGGCUCCUACCACUGCUCUGUUGUCAUGGGCCCGCCGGGUGGAUUUAAGGGAGUGCAAAUAGCGAUGUGGGUCACACUGCUGCUAGCCAUUGUCUUCAUGAUCGUCGCCGCAGCUGUCCCGCAGUGGUACGUAAAGAGCUAUAGAACCUAUGGACUCUGGAAGAAGUGCUAUAUAUACACAGGUGGCUACUCAGCCAAGUCAAUCUGCCGGGCGUACAGCACCAGCUCCCUAGCAGCGAGCAGCCUAAGCAGUGCUCGAGGCUUCUCUACCCUUGCCAUCAUCCUUGCCCUAGUCGGCAUGCUCUUCGCCGGGGCCAUCGAGCUCAUGACCAACAAGUUAAGCCUGCUAAGGGUUCCCCGUUUCUUUUUCGGCAUUGCAGGUGGCUUUACGGCGAUCUCCGCCCUCUCGUUUGUGGCAUGGGUUCACAUAGAAGACGACUUCUACGGCAACUACAGCUAUGGCGCUAGCUUUGGCCUGGCCUGGGUUGCCGUGUUCUUGUCCGUCGCCGCAACUGCCUUUGCACAUCUACACCACAGGGCGCUGGCUUUUGAAGCUAUUCAGUCUAUUCAGGCUAUUCAAGGCCAAACGCCUGCUAAGCCUGUAUAGCUCAUGCGGACUGCAUCGCCAGCUAGCAUGUACUGUACACCGUACGAAGAUCAUUCCCCAGGGUUUCUAGCUGGCAACAAUUUUCUUCUACAUGUAGUUUUGCCUAUUCUGCAGUUGCACGCGUGUGUUCACCUCAUUGGCCUCGCUCGUUCCUCAUUUGUUUUGUUCAUUUGGCUUAUGCGAAGACUAGCCAAGUUUGCUUGGUGAUGUCAACGCGGACAAGCUUAUAAUAGUGUACCAAUACCCUUUCCUCGCAUUGCAAAUUUUAUGCAUAAAGUCUCUUUUAGGAUAUUUCCUGGACACCUCAGCGCUCGAAGACAUCCAUAAUACUGUAUGUAGUGAAAGUCACCACGAAUCGCGCACACUACUUUUCUGGUAAUGUUCUUGUGCGAUCCACCGAGGAAUUUGGGUGGAUCUUUUACUAGCAUGCCAUUUUCUAUAACGCUCUAAACGACUUCAUUGCUAGACGUAAUUGUGUAUAUUCUCUGACGAUCACUUGUCGCAAUUGAAAUCAGCAUCGUGAAGAAGAGGUCUCACCCAUUGAAUUGCA
Sycon ciliatum is the source of this 1247-nucleotide messenger RNA. Its product is annotated as peripheral myelin protein 22-like. Gene Ontology annotation, cellular component: membrane. NCBI's taxonomy places the organism in Eukaryota, Metazoa, Porifera, Calcarea, Leucosolenida, Sycettidae. Bases 116 to 697 code for a protein of 193 amino acids. The transcript has 5 exons. The record is from RefSeq and is a predicted model, not a curated record.